This is a messenger RNA of Cladocopium goreaui, 7530 nucleotides long. Lineage: Eukaryota; Dinophyceae; Suessiales; Symbiodiniaceae. The record is from the annotation of a GenBank genome assembly.
AUGGCGACGAGUUGUCUCCGUCGGAAUCCGAAGUCCUUCACUUUCCAUUCGCUUGGCUUCGACUCGUCCUUCGCAGGUGCUGCUUGGCUAGUGGAGUCGGGUCCCAGAGAUGGCGGACUGAAGGGGGACGAGGUGGGUGUCAUCAGCCCAUAUGCCGCACAGGUGGCAGACAUUCGCAAUGCUCUGCCGGCUCAAGCCAGAGACGCCGUGCAGGUGUCCUCAGUGGACGCCUUCCAGGGAUGUCAGAAGGAUGUCAUCAUCCUGAGCCUCGUGCGAGCCAAUCCGCGUGGCGAUGUGGGCUUUGUCUCUGACUGGAGACGUUUGAACGUGGCCCUCACCCGCUCUCGGAAGCUCUGCGUGAUCUUGGCCAACUUACCCACUUGGCUCACCGCUGAAAGCGCCCUGUUGAGGGAUUGGAUUGGCUUCCAUCCUGCCAUUGCAGCAGAGGUGAAAUCCUUCCAGCGCCAGGGCACACGUGCAAGCCUUGCACCGUUGCCCCCGGAGAUCACGGAGCAGGUGACCGUGCUCCGCGACGAGUUUGCACGGAAUCGUCCUGCAGCGGCCAAAUUACCUCGUGUCUCCGUGGCGGCCAAAGGAGGGGGCACCGAUUCAGCUACCAGCAAACGAAAAGCCUUGGAAGCGGCGCGGGCUUUGUCAGAGGCGAUCAGCCAGUUGAACGAGGAAGCACUGGAAACCGCCCUUCUGAAGGCCAGUGAUGCUGGGAUCAUGAACAGCACCGUGGAGGAAGCGGAGGACACCCUGAGGCGCUUGGUGUCUUUGAGAGAACUGAAGGUGGCUGCAAGCGGUGACGAUGACUCAGUCUUGCAGGCAGCAAUCUUUUUGGCCAAGCAAGCUGACGUUAGUGAAGCGGAAAUUGCAGAGGCAGAAGACAGCUUCAACCAACGCCUGAAGGCACAUGCUGCUGACAUCAGGGGCCAUUGGCACGAUAGGCCCUCCUUGCCUCGACCCAGGGUGACAGCCAUGGCGCUAGCCGUGACUGGCACAGCAGUCACAGUGGCGCAGGUGGGGCGAAGGCGAAGAGAAAGACCUGUGAUGUUGCGGGCAUCCACCAGCAGGAGUCGAUUUCUGCGUUCUGCUGGUCUGGUGGCUGGUGCUGGUGCUUCAGCGGCAGACGCUGAGGUUCAGGUGGUGCAAGGCAUUCGGAGAAAGAAGUUGGGCUUUAGCGACAUCUACGUCUCCGAGAUGGGCCUCGGAAGCCAGCGAUGGGGAAGCGCAGAUUUUAAUGCGCCAGACGAAGCCUUGUGUCACCAGAUGAUGGAUCGAGCCAUCUUGGAGGGUGGUGUCAAUUUGGUCGAUACAGCUGAACAGUACCCCAUCCCAUCAGACGCCUUGAAACCAGAAGGUUUGACAGAAGAGAUCAUUGGCAAGUGGGUUGCCAAAGACAAGACGAGGAGAGAUAAGAUCGUCGUCGCAACCAAAAUCACUGGCGGAUUGAAUGUCAAUGCUCAAAAUAUUCGAGAAGAUUUGGAAGGGUCUCUAAAGAGAUUGCAAAUGGACCAUGUGGACCUAUACUUGACGCACUGGUCCUUUCGGAUGUCGCAACCCCAGCAGAACUGGGGCCAGUCGCUGCAAUAUCGACAGACCCUGGAGAAGAUCGCUCGCCGCGAGGGACAAGCAACCUUUGAGGAAGUGGUAGGAGCCAUGGAUAAAUUGGUGAAACAAGGCAAGAUCCGCGGCUGGGGCUGCUGCAACGAGAGCCCCUAUGGCGCCACGAGACUGGUGGCGACUGCCAAGGCGAUGGGAGCCACGCCGCCCUGUGUCUUUCAGAACGACUAUUCCAUCCUGAACCGCAGAUGCGAAGAGAAUGGGCUUUUUGAAAUGUGCUCGCCCUUCAAUGAGGAUGUUGGCUUUAUGGCCUACAAUGUGCUGGCUGGUGGUAUGCUUACGGGCAAGUAUUUAGAUGCUCCUGCUGCCCCGGAUGAACCGAAUCCCAUGCAGAGUUUUGCGCGCACAGCCAGUCCUCGAGGGCGAAUGGAUGACAUCUCCUGGGGUCCCACUUUGUACCGCUACCGCAGUGCAGCGGCCAGCGAAGCCCUUCAGCGCUAUGCGGAGUUGGCCAAGAAAGCGGGGCUGUCCUUGACAGAGCUCUCCUUAAGGUGGGCCAAGGAGCGGUCAGGGAUGACCACAGCACUGGUGGGGCACACCUCGAUGGCGCAGCUGGAGGAAGACUUGAAAGCCAUGAAUUUCACGCAGGAGCCUCUUUCCGACGAUCUGAUGUGGGAGAUCGACCGCGUUCACAUGCGAAAUCGGCUUCCCAUCUUCUCCUCCGAGCGAACGGAAUCGUCGUCGCCCUACAGUGGCGAGAUUGGCGCCGCCUUGGCCGAAAGGUUGCAGGAAGAACGACAGGAUCGAGCCUUGGCCAUGCUGAAAGCCGCGGCCAAGGGCCAAAACAUCUCCGCCCUGAAGCAAGCCAUCGAAGAAGCGCGUGCUGCAGAAAUUGCAGCUGGAGAGCUUCAGGCUGCCGAAGAGACACUCACAGCCUUGCUGCAAGAGGAGGAGAUACGAAGGAUGUUGCAGCAAACCCGAUCUGCCCCAGCUGUGGCCCCCGCGGCCCCCGCGGCCCCUGUGGCCCCCGCGGCCCCCGUGGCUCCCGUGCUCCCCGCAGCCACGCCCAGCGGCGCGGUGAAGCGGGAAGCGCCAGAGCCGCCGAAGGCGGAGGAGUUGCCAACAGGCAAAUCACUUCCGAACGUCCCCGGGCUCAAGCGAAUGCAACUGCGAGUGCUUGACAAAGUGGGUUGUGGUAUGAUCCUGCAACCCACAAGAUGGGGCAUGGUGGUGGAGGAAGUGGACGAGAAACCUGGACAGCCACUGCUGCAGGUAGGCGACUGCAUUCAGGAGGUGGACAAGCUGUCGCUGAUUGGCCUUCCACCAGAUGUAUGCGAGGAUACCUUCGGAGCGUCUUUCCGCCACGGGGCGUGGCUCAUGGCUCUGUCGGGUCAGGAGGCUGGUGUGGACCUGAAUGACCUGGACGCUGCGGAAUUCGCCUACGACAGGUUUUUCUCCAAACAUGCCAUGCUGCAGGCGCAGGAUGAAGCCUCCCUGAGAUCGUCUAUCCAGGAGGCCCGCGCGGCCGGCGUGGAGGCUGGAGACCUGGCUGAAGCUGAAGCGAGACUGAGGACUCUCACGGCAGAACGUGAGUUGGCAGAUGCCGGAAACCAUGGUUGUUCCAACAAAGAGUCGGUCCCUUGGACGCUGGGCCCGGCUGCGAUGAUGCCAUGUCUGGCCCUGCGACGUCGUCGAAAGCUGCUCUUCUCCAUGAUUUGGAGAAGAAACGCCAGGUGGGGCCAGGCCCUGGCUCCAAGCCUUUCUGAGCCUGGUGGAGAUUUGUCCGCUGCACCAGAAAAGCGCUGUGCUCCAGCCUUGCAGGAGCGAGAAAAGCUGCGCCAGAGCAAUGCCAAGGAGGCUGCCGAGGAGACUCAUAAACACAGUGCAGCCCUGCGCAUUCAGAGCUUUGUCCGGAGCGUCUUGGCACGGAGCCGUUGGGCAGAGCUCGAGUGGAAGAGCAUCCAGAAACAGGUGCAAGACCUUCAGACCCUUGCGAAGAUUGUGCAGAUGAAAGGCCAGCCAUUCUUGGCACCAGGAAAGGUGCUCUUGACCCUGAUGCGCAGAUCGCAUUGGCAGGUGUCGAAGCACUUGGCCUUGCGAAGCGCUGAUGAUCUGGCUGAGGUGCUGUGCGCCUUGUCGGGCUUCGUUUUGGAUGCCUUGCGCGUGUCACACCGCGAUGUUCAUCGAAGUAUUUGCUAUUUGAUGACAGAUGGUAUGGAGAAGUCUGCGCAUUCACCAGCGGCGGCCUGGACGCUGUACCGUUUCUGCGCCGCUCUGCUGCAACUGGCCACGACGGGGCGCGGCGAAGCGCCCGCGGCCAAAAGCUUGACGCAGCUGCUGGAUGUGGCUGCCUGGGGAGAUGGAUCCGCUCAAGACAUCCCAGCCAUCAGCGCCUUUGCCUCGUUUCUCCUGCAGCGCUUGGCGGAUCCGCAACGGCUUCACAGUUGGCGGGUCUGUGCCAGCGGCUGCGCCUGGGGCCGCGGUGAUGCCCCAGAGAAGCUACAGCAACUGGUGGCAGUGCAAGUGGCUCUGCUUCGCCUUGGUUUUCUUUCGCAGGACCGUGGAAACGCAGUGCGCGGCGUGGUCGCUGCAGCCUUGCAGGCUGCACUGGCAGUGCCACGGGCGGCUGGGCCCUUGGGGAGACAGUUUGCUGUGCUGCCGCGGAAGGAGAAAGUGGCCGAGGAUUUGGUGUGGUCAGAUGUGCUGGCACAGCUACCACAGAAGUAUCAAGAGAGCGGACAGCAUCGACAAGGUUCUGCGAAGGCUUUGGAGCAAGAGUAUGCCAUGGCAUAUGCUGCAGGAAACCUCCUGGAGCUUCACGCUGAGCUGCAGCUCCCUUUGCCAGCGCUUCUGCCACUCCUGGCGCUGCUCGUGGAACGGGCUGUAGAGGUCUCCAUGCUGCCUGGUUCAGCCAGUAGCGGCGAUGAGCCUGUGGCUUUGCAGGAACUGAGACGACAGCUGAAGGCCAUGGCCGAGCCUGUUGCCGUGGUGAGGAUGUGGAGCGACAUCUUGUGCCUGCGCUUCCGGCCCAAGGAAAACCUCGCCGUGCCUUUGCGUGGCUACCAACGUCACUGCUUAGCAGUGGUGAGCCACAAAGUUUGCCCCAAGGCCGUCAGCUCCCUGGCCCAGCUCUACAGCGUGCUGCUGAGCAAGGCACGAGCCGCGGCUAAGGCUGGUUCCAACCACCAGGUUUUCCAGGGCAUUGCAAAUGCCAUUGCCUACAUGGAGGGUGGUGAUGUGCCCAAGGCGCUGUGGAGGCACAUUGAAAGCGUCAUCACGGACAUGGACCCGUCACAGCUGAAGGCCGAAGAGUUGCACCUUCUGCACCUGCAGGCGCUGCUGGUGUCGCAGACCCUGGGCGUCCUGUCCUCAGAGGAACUGCAGGGCGCCACAGCACCGCUGUGUCGCCAUGACAUGCCCAGCUACGUGGCCAAGGUGAGCGCAUUGGCUUCCACCAUUGCUUGGACUUCCUCUGGAUCACAGAUUCGAGAAGAACUUCUGGAGACUGCAGGCCGUGUGCUUGCUCAGCUGUACCGCAUUUGUGAUCGGAAGUGGGUCCCAGUGCAGAACUGGCACGCUCCGGAGCCCAUCUUAGAUGGCUUCAAGGCGGCCAUGAAGGAGUUGACCGAACACAUACAGCUUCGCAGCCCCGAGCCUCGCACCCUGCCACUGACAGCGGAACGUUUGCUGCGACACGUGCCACAGGCCAUCCCUUUUGAGCAGCGUGUCGCCUUACUCCGUGCAAGGGUGCAAGUGGCCAAGGAGGGCAAGGCUGUUGCUGUCAUCGGCGGAGGCAUUGCUGGCGUCGUUGCUGCCCAGACGUUGUCGGCACAGCAUGAGGUGGUCCUCUUCGACUUCGGAUCCCGCGGUUUGGGCGGUCGCUGUGGACACCGUGAGGAUCCAAAGGACGGGCGGCGCUUCGACCACGGGGCGCAGUUCCUAAGCGUUGGCGCCACGGAUUCGGACAGGUGGAAGGAACUCAUAUCUUCCUGGCUCUCCGAGGGCCUUGUACAGCUCUGGACACCAAGACUCCGCGAAGUCGGGGAGGCUCCCAGCAUCAAACCUCUGGAUGAAGAUGCCACCGAGUCCUUCUUUGACGUGGCCUCUGCCACGGAACUCUAUGUGAGCCCUGGAGGGAUGCGAAACCUUUGCGAGGGUAUCGCGGGCAAAGGCAGUUUUCAGAGUGUGAGGGGCUGUCGCGUGCGUCGUCUGAGCCGGGGAGCCAGUGGUCACUGGAUGUUGUAUGAAUCCUGGAAAUGUGGCACAUCACGAGGCGUCAGAGGCUUGGAGGCACAUGUGCCAGAGCUGCUAGGGGUCCUGAGGGAAACGGAGAUGGCGCCCCUCUUUUCUCUCAUGGUUUCCUUUGACCCCGGUGCCACGGAGAAAGUGGAUCUGGAUGCGGCGGUGAUUCGGAGUCCGGUGCUGCAGUGGAUUUGCCGCAUGACCUCAAAGCCAGGGCCAUCGUUGAAGCAGGACUGCUGGGUUUGUGUGAGCACCCGCGAAUUUGCUGAAGCGUGCCUGAAAGACGAGCCUAUGUCGGUUGAAGGGGCAAAAGGAAGAAUUUACAAGCCGCAACGGAAAGACUAUCUCUCCGCAGAUCCAGCCGACCUGAUGUUGACUUCCUUUUUGGACCUCCUUCAACUUGGAGCCCUGACACCCAUCACCAAGCAGUGCCAACGUUGGGGCGCUGCCUACGUCCAUCGCAGCCCCAGGGCUUCUAAGUUUUCGCAGGGGCCCUGCUUGGUCCAGGCCUCUCCGGCCAUCGCCGUGUGCGGUGACUUCCUUUCGGCUGCGCCGCGGGGUGGCAUGGCCUCUGUGCAUUCCGCGGCGGUGUCGGGAACCCCCCAGGAUGCCAAGGUCUUCCCGCGCCAGGCUGGACUCUCCCGACCUGUGGUGAAGCUCACCGUGCGACGCAGCCACUUGUUUGAAGAUGGCCUCAUAUCGCUGAUGGCCAAGGACGCAGAUUGGCGUGCGCGAUUUCAGGUGGUUUUUGUGAAUUCCACGGGGCGACCGGAACAAGGACAAGACGCAGGUGGUCUUUUCAAGGAGUUCUGGGAGAAGUUGGCUGAGACCGCAUUCAACCCCGAGUAUGGCCUCUUUCGUGUCACCGAAGAGCGGCUGCUGUUUCCAAACCCAGAAGCUUGGAAAUACCACGAAAACGUCGAGACGCUUCUGGAAUUCCUGGGUCUUGUGAUCGGCAAAGCGAUCUUUGAGGGCAUUGUGGUCGAGCCUUGUUUUGCCACUUUCUUCUUGGCCAAACUUUUGGGAAAGCACAACUUCUACUACGAUCUGCAGUCCUUAGAUCCAGCCUUGUUUGCAAAUUUGCAGCAGCUCAAGAACUACAGUGGUGACGUGUCCGAUCUUUGCCUCAAUUUCGUGGUGACCAGCGAGGGCAAAGAAGUGCCGUUGCUGCCCAACGGACAAGAUGUGCCAGUGACGGCGGAGAACCGGGUCAGAUACAUCUACUUGUUAAGUGACUUCAAGUUGAACAAGGAGUUGCACCGCGCCUCCUCUGCGUUUCUGGCGGGCUUUCGACGUCUCAUUGAUGAGAAAUGGCUGCGCAUGCUGAGCGAAGGCGAGUUGCAACAGGUGAUCAGUGGCUCCACUGGAGGAACAUUGGAUGUGGACGAUUUGCAACGGCACACCGAAGUCUCCAACUGCAGCGGGCCUCGGGACCGCCUGGUGAAAGAUUUCUUCACCGCUCUCCGAGCCAUGGAACCUCAACAACAGGUAAAGGUGCUGCGCUUCGUGACGAGCUGCUCCCGUGCGCCCCUGCUGGGUUUCUCGCAUUUGCAGCCACCCUUCACCAUUUACAAGGUCCAUAUUCGGAACGAUUCCGAGAAGCUUCCCACAGCCUCCACUUGUUUCAACACCUUGAAGCUGCCAACCUACUCCUCGUGGAAGAUCAUGAAGCAGAAGCUGGAGUUUGUUAUUGUCCAGGACGCAGGCUUUGAGCUGGACUGA